UCAUCUCUCAUUACCAAACAUGCACUUGUAGUACUUCACACUGCUGGAAAUUCACCAAUUGACUCUCUUUUGCAGAUAGUCCUUUAUCCAUAUGUCCAAACAUUGUUCUCCACCUAACAAAGUGAGCAUUAUCAUUCUCUUGGUCAGAUGAGAAUCCUCUUAAUAGUAGGUAAGGUAAUUCUGUAUUAAUUACAUCCCAAACUCUCUUAUUACUACACCGCAAUGCUGCAAUUGGAUAAAAUACUAAAUAAGGAAUCUAUUACCAGUAAUUGAAUUUAACUUUUUAAAGUACCAAUUUACCUUGAGGACGCCCUUUAAUAUCUUGAUUAAGAAGUUCCAACCAUUGGGAAGCUACAUAAGCAGUCGAAAACAAAACAGCACUCAUAUUAGGUUGCUACCUUGCUUCUGGUUCAUACCGUUCACACCUUUCUCCCAUGUACAUUUUUUUUUCUUUUCAUUUACCUAAACUGAAGCAACUUUUUGGUUCAUACCCUGCUCAUAAUAACAUCUCUACAUGACUUUUUUCUUCAAAGAUUGUUUAGUGUCCAAGUGUUUUUAGCUGCCAUUACUUUUAGUAUGGUAAAAAGAGUUGUCAACAGCCACAAAAGAAAUUUGUGACUCGAAAUACCCCUUCUCCAGUGGAAUGUAUGCAUGUUGCAGAAGAUAGAGGUAUAACAGUACUCAUAGUUAAAGGCAUUCUCGUUCCAAAUAUUAGUUUUAUGAAUCUUGUAUUAAUUUAUUUUGCUUAUGUAAGCACACUGUAAAUGCAAUUAGACCACUCAUGUUCAUUUUAGCUUCUACACAAAUCGAUCUUUUCGCAUCCACUGAGCUUCAUGCCAAAUCCCACUUUAUGUUUAUGAUAAUUGGAAAACAAUUUUUCCUUUUAUGUUCAUGCAAUGGCUAUUUUUCAUCCAACUUUUCACCCAACAUACUUCUCGUAACUUUUGCCUCUUUGUUCAACACUUUAUUUACCAAUAUUGUCUAAGGGAAAUGUCAUCCUCUUGUUCAACUCUCAAAAAGUUGCACUGCUGCAUAUCAUACACAACUGAAAAUUAGAGAGAAAAUUGUUCAAAUAUUCUGGUGUUAAUGAAAUCGGAUUAUCACGUACCGUAUAUGUAAUUUAGAUAUCAGUUUUAAACAUACCGUAUAUGUAAUAUACCGUUUAUGCAGCUUACCGUAUUUGCAAGUAGUUUACCGUAUAUACAGCUUAACGUAUUUGCAGCCUACUUACCAUAUUUGUAACUUACCGUAUUUGCAGAAAGCUCAUCAUAUUUGCACAGAAUUUGCACAAAUUGUUUUUUACCCAUUUCAUAUACAGUGAUUGAUUUUGCACGUAUUUGCUAGAUAUCGUAUAUGCAACUAACAUACCGGAUAUGCACUUACAUACACCAAAAUGUAGAAAUACCGUAUUUGCAUAUAUUGGUUAAAUAAAUACCGGUUGGACAACUACCAAACCGAAUGUUAUCUCAUUAAUUAAUUUUCUUUAGAUUUUUUUUACAUACGGAUAAUAAACUGUAAAAUUAUAUGAAGCACAUACAAUAAAAUAAAUUGGAAAAUCUACGAAGUAUAAGAUUAAACUACAAAGAAAUUGCAAAUAUGUAAAUCGUUAAGUAAAUAAAUCUACAAAAAUAGAUCGCAAAUAUGUGAAUUGCUGACAAUAAAUAAAUCUUCAACCCGGGGCAUGUGCUAGCACAGUUUGCUUAAACAGACUCGCUCUCUCACCAUAAAUGCUUGAGAUUAUAUCCGAGCGUAUAUUUUCCAGGAUACAAUGGUAAAAUUUAUAGAAUCUGAGUACCACAUAUACUACUUUGGUGAACUGACUAGUAUCUAAACAAUAUCACUACAAUGACGACGCUGAACAGAAAUCGAGAUGCAAACAGGAAAAAAAUAUGCAGAAUAUUUUUCUCUUAUUUUUCGUGUGUGUUCCGGAAUUGCUGGAGAAUGAGGACUUAUGUAGAUAAAAAAAAUAGUAAAAUUUCAAUAAUCAUAUCAAAAUAAACUUCGUAAUAAAAGAAGUAACUUGUCAAAAGUCUGGCUCAAAUCGAUUUAAUAAUUAUCAAGAAAACGACAAACGAAAUAUUAUUAGAAAUGGAGAAAAUAACAAAAAUGGGAAUUUGGAAGGGAAAACAGUGGAUUUUGGCCUUGAAAAUGAUGCCCACUAGCUUCGCUAUGGCCAUGACGUCCGCACCCAAAAGAGCUUUCCGAAUUAGGGUCAUAAUUGCGAUUCUGAUAACCGGAGCGAAAGUUAGGCCGAAUUUCUAAAACGUGUUUAAAACUACCACAAUUAGGAAAAGAUUGUACUCAAUUGCCAUCUUUUGCACCGAUCUGCCAACUCAUUAGCGCCAUAAACGUACUAUCUAAUAACUCAACAUCGCUUGAUUCGAACCCUUCUGCAUAAAUAUAGGAGUGAUAAUAGUUGAAGAACUCAGUAUCUUUUGAAAAUUAUAACAAAAUCGCACACAAGACUUGAGGGUAUCAAAAUUAGAGGAUCAAGCUAUUUGUAGACAUUACAUAUUAGAAAAAACAAAUAGUACGACCGCGUCAUGUAUUCGUAACAUGAUUAACCUGUCAUGCGAUCAAUCAGAAAUGCGUUACUAAAUAACAAUUUGUGCUAUUGAUUUUAAUACUUUCAUUAAUAAUAACUAUUCUCUACAAAAAUCAAUUUUUUUCCCAUAUUAAUCCAUUUGAAAUUGAUUUGUUAUCUAAUACCAACUAAUUGUAAAAGGUUUAAUAUUUUAGAUCUAAGAUUUAUUAAUUUUUGCAUGUUAUUAUCUUGAAUUUAUAUUUUUAUCUAUACGACAACAUUUUCCUUCAAAUUGACCAAAGCCAACAUCUCCCCCUCCCGCAAAAUUCCUUCCUAAAUCUCAACUUUUCCUUUCCAAUUCAACCACCAAUUUCCAAUCACUUCCCGCUCGUUUUUCCCCUCCCAAUUCUUCCAAAAAAAUUCUUUCCUUCCCACUCAUUCUUUCACCAAAUAUCACAUACAUUUCCUCAUAUACAGACCCCGCUUAUUCUGUAGAGCAACAACGUUUUGUCUCUGUUAAUUCUCAACUCAAAUUGAAAUUCACUUGAAUUUAAAGAUGUCGCGUUUAGUAAGAUGGACUUCCAUGCCUAGGGUUCCCAGGUUGCAAGAUGAGGAAGACAAUGGCUGGACCGAAACUGGUUCUGAGGAUACCGAUAUAUCUCUUUCAUCAGAGGACAAUGAUAGACCUGAUGGUAGGAAAAGGGGUCCUAACCACGGUACUAAUGGUUGUCCAGAUGAAACUGGAGAUGAUAGAAAUAAUACUCAUGGCCAAAAAAUAAGGAGAACGAAGUGGAGAAAGCAUGGAACACCGCCUCAAUUGAUCGGCUGCGAGACAUAUUUUGUUUGGCUCGAACUAAGGCUAAGGAAAAUAGUGGAUCAGAAAAUGUAGCUAAUUGGAGGGGAUAUGGACAACCAUGGUUAAGUACAGAGCAUUGGAAUGAGAUAAUUGAUAAACAUUGGAACAAUGAAGGAUGGAAGAAGAAAUCUAAACUUGGCCGUGAUAACCAACUCACUGUAAAGCCAGGAACAAUUACUAAGCACAUUGUUGGUUCAAUAACAAUUGCUGCUCACAAGCUGAGGCUGAUAAUGUUUAAUUUUAUGAAUCAAUUUCAUAGAUGAUGGACAUGUUGUGGUUAUCUUAUUCUAUUAGAAGAGCUUUUGUUUUGUCCAUUUA
Olea europaea var. sylvestris is the source of this 3698-nucleotide messenger RNA. RefSeq lists its product as uncharacterized. The transcript has 2 exons. The coding region runs from base 3081 to 3413 and encodes 110 amino acids. Lineage: Eukaryota; Viridiplantae; Streptophyta; Magnoliopsida; Lamiales; Oleaceae. The record is from RefSeq and is a predicted model, not a curated record.